This is a messenger RNA of Dicentrarchus labrax (European seabass), 1645 nucleotides long. Its product is annotated as ribonuclease P protein subunit p25-like protein. Lineage: Eukaryota; Metazoa; Chordata; Actinopteri; Moronidae. Gene Ontology annotation, molecular function: RNA binding. The transcript has a single exon. The record is from RefSeq and is a predicted model, not a curated record. Bases 316 to 993 code for a protein of 225 amino acids. Gene Ontology annotation, biological process: tRNA 5'-leader removal. Gene Ontology annotation, cellular component: ribonuclease MRP complex.
UCAUAUGUGUUUGUUGGCAUCAGCUGUCCUCAGUGCUGAAUAGAGCAAGGACAUCUUUUCCUUCACGUCAAUGGGAUUAGAGGAAGAAAUACCCUCUUCAUACUGCUAGCUGUCAUCUCGGUGCUCAAAAGACAAAAUGGAAAUGCAGUAUGUACAGUGGACAGAAAGAAGAUCAAGAUAAGUCACAAGUUUGGAUUACAAAGCUGAUCAGCUUUUGGUUUCUUAGACUAAAUGAACAAGAAACGUGUUUCCGAUCUCAAGGAAGAUAUGCAAACAAUCCGAUGCUCAGAUUAUUAUUUCACCGCUUUCUAAACAAUGACUGAACCCAGGGGUCAGAUGAAGAGUUCAAAUGGGACAAGCAGCACUGUAAUGGACCUACAGUCUGCUUCAAUCAACCCUGAUGUCUCAUCUUCAUCUUCGUCUCCAAAAUUUGGCGGGAGCAACUUCAAGAGAGUCAGCCGCACAGAGGACAGCAGUCCCUGUCCGAUCCCCGGCCUGGCAGCAGACAUCCUGCACAUGCGAGUGAAAGAAGGCAGUAAGAUCCGCAAUUUGCUGCGGUUUGCAACAGCUCGCAUGCAAGGGGAGGGAAAAGAUGGCAAUGGGACAUCACUGAGACAGGUGGUCUUCACUGGCUCAGGCAGAGGAGUCACUAAGACCAUCACCUGUGUGGAGAUUCUGAAACGUAAAGUGGGAGGGCUCCACCAGGUGUCCAAGCUCCACUACAGGACCGUAAAUGAGGUCUGGGAGAGUCCACAACAGGGAUCUCCAGAUAUAACAAUGCAGAGGACAGUCCCUGCUAUCUGUAUCCUGCUCUCUAAAGACCCUCUGGAUCCCCAGGAACCUGGAUACCAACCCCCCCAAACUCCCACAGAGGAUGCAGAGAGACGGAGAGCUCUGCUUAGGCCAGCUCAGAGUCCCUCCUCACAGCACACAGCAAAGAGAGUCUGCCCGGAUGACUGGACUGUAUGUUCUACACAAACGCCCAAAGUCUGAAUGCAUCAUGUGAAAUUAACAUACAGUAUAUGUUAGGCUUGUUCAGAGGGUUGGUCUUUUUUCACCUAAAAUAUCAAAUGGGAAUUUAAACUUUUAUAUUUUAAUGUAAUAAGGUAUUACGCAACUAAAGCUGCUAUUCUCCACCCAGGCCAUCGGGCACUGUAAGACCACCCCAACUCUGCAGCACGGCUUCUUGGUCCAACUCUAAGCUUCACUGAGAAUGAAUAAAAGGUGAUCAUACUUAUAUAUAUUAUAAUAAUUAGUAUCAACAAACUGUUGAUGUGCAUGUAAAAAUUUAAAUCUGUGUUUUGCAACUGAGUAACUUUGUUAUGAAAAGUAAUGUAUUUAUUAAUGAGUAUUAGCUGCGAUAUUAAUAGUCACAUUAGUAGUCAUAUAUUAGUAACCUGAGAGCUGAUUCUGAUGCAAAAGGUCAACAAACACUGUAAACAUACACAAAGUUGGUCACAGUCAUUGUAAAUAUAAACAUCAAGGUUUGCAUCUGUAGUUUUUCUUCUGUUUUGUACUUUUGAAGUGAAUUCACGUACAUUAAUGGAUCAUGGGACCAGAAUAUUUUGGUAAAGAGUUUCAUGAUGAUGCUGUCCCUUUUUUGGAUGUAACAUCACUGGAAUAAAUGAACUAGUUUGGAAAUCAA